This is a messenger RNA of Closterium sp. Naga37s-1, 3909 nucleotides long. Lineage: Eukaryota; Viridiplantae; Streptophyta; Zygnematophyceae; Desmidiales; Closteriaceae. The record is from the annotation of a GenBank genome assembly.
AUGAUGCCACUGCGUCGUAGUAGGUGCGGCGCGUGGAGUGCCUCUUACCUUCCCCUCGAACCCCCCCCACAGCGAGUCAGCGUGCUGGAGCAGCUGCUGGAGGCGUGGAAUGGCUUUGCGGACGGUAAGACGUGGUCGCCCAACAGCGACUGCUCCACAGUGCAGGGCAUCACGUGCGAUACCAAUGGCUAUGUGGUCUCACUGUCAACAUCAAGCAACGACCUGCGGGCCUUCAUCCCACACGAAAUCAGCGGCCUGCAGCAUCUCACAUUCCUAUCCAUCACGGCCAGUCAUCUAGUGGGCUACCUUCCCUCGGGCCUCUUCAACCUACCACUUCUCAAGGGCCUGCAGCUGAGCACGAAUAUUCUGUACGGUGCCAUACCAGACGGCAUCAGCAAGCUCUCACGCCUCACAUACCUCAACCUGAACGAGAACUACUUGUUUGGACCGCUACCCGAGGCACUUUCCCACCUCGGCCAACUCAUAUCGCUGAACCUCGUGGGAAAUAUGCUUAUGGAAACCAUCCCCUCUGUUAUCGGCUCUAUCACCACCCUCCAGAAGUUGGACCUAAGUGCGACGGGCAUGCAUGGGACCAUUCCUGAUUGGAUAUCCACAAUGCCCAGCCUGAGUAGCCUCCAGAUACGAGGGAAUUAUUUAAAUGGCACCAUACCAGCUUCACUUAGCCGCCUGACACAACUUACCACACUUGACAUUGGACAGAACCGCCUCCUUGAAGGGUCUAUUCCUGCAGAGCUCUUCAGCCUAGUGAACCUGGAAGCACUCAAUCUUGGAGUAAGCAGCUUGAAUGGCACUAUUCCUGCUUCACUAGGAGCACUCAGCCGGCUACGCACCCUGCAGUUGGCAUGGACAAACAUAUCUGGGACCCUGCCUUCAUCAAUUGGAAGCCUCACUCGCCUUGAUGUCAUGUACCUGGAGAGCAUGCACCUCACCGGCACCGUUCCCAGAUCAUACUCAAACCUGCAGAGUCUAGGCCUCCUCCUUAUGAACAGAAACUCUCUCUCAGGCGACAUGUAUGGCAUCACCAGCACCAUGACCAACCUGCUCACACUCGACAUUUCCAGCAACCAGUUCACGGGGCGGCUGCCUGCACCCCCAUCACCCCGCCUGCAGUUCUACUACGCCCACCGCAACUACUUCACCCACGGCACUGUCGUUCCGCCCAAGAAUAACCUCACCUUCUUUUCAAACGCCUUUCAGAACUGUCUCCUCAAUGCAUCCAUGGUGGCUGGGGAAUAUGAGCGCCAGAGGAGUGCAGAGGAGUGUGCAGCGUUCUGUGGGGUUGCAGCUGGGGACACCAAGCCCCUGUGCAGCGGGCAUGGCGUGUGCUCCUUCAAUGCGUCUGUGCAGGAAUCGGCGUGCACGUGCGAUAGCAACUUUGACAACCAGGCGGGACCCCACUCCUGCGCCUACAGUGUCCUCCCGUCAACGGAGUCGUCACAAUCAACGCCGGUCUCCUUAACCGCAGCAGCAACACAGCUAUUCAACGGCACCCUCAUCCUCACCCCACUAGCCGCCAACACAUCAGGAGCAGCCGUUCUGCAGAAGCCCAUCCGCCUCUUCCACUUCAUUGACAGCCCUGGCCCGUGCGGCACGCCCUUUGCCUUCAACGUUUCCCUAAGCUUUGCCAUGAAGGCUGUGACGCCAGGAGGCCCGGGCAUGGCGGGAGAAGGCCUGGCGUUUGUUGUGAGUGCGGUGGCACCGCAGGGGGCUGCAGCAGGGGUGGGGAUGGGAGGGGUGGGGAAGCGGAGUGUGGCGGUGGAGUUUGACUCGGUGCUGAGUGUGAAGCACAGCGACCCCAACGACAACCACGUGGGCGUCAAUGUGGGCGGCUCACCUGUGUCCCUCGCCUCUGCCACGGCCCCUCUCAUCCUCAACGACGCCCACACCAAGCACGCCUGGAUCCACUACGACCCCACCAGUGGCGGCACCCUCCGAGUCUUCCUCUCCUCCGACCCCCAGCAGCCCCCCACCCCCACCCUCCGAGCUCGAGUGUCGCUCUGCUCCAUUCUGCAGCCAACUGCUGUGGAGACCAACUUCUUUUUCAGCUUCGUAGCAUCAAAUACGGAAGCAGCCCAAGAAAACGUCAUCUUGAAGUGGGAAAUCGUGACAGGCUUACCACGACGGCCUUCUCUCAAUGCUCAAGACCUGGCGUUGGGGUUUGUGUUGGACGAGGACUCCUUCUCAUCGCAGGGCUUCAACUCCUUCCACUACGCCAGUGCGGGCUUCGACCCCGCGCAGGACAACAGCCCCGCCUGGGCUGUCAGGUCCUACAGCACCUGGGUCUUGCCCGAGGCCAUGUGGCCUGUCAAGAACCAGAAGGGUUGCGCGGACUCAUGGGCAUACGCAGUGGUGGCAGCGGUGGAGGCAGCCUACAGGAUCGCGAGCAACUGGGCGCAGCCCCCCGUGCUGUCGGUGGAGCAUCUGCGCCUCGCCCUCUCCUCCAACUGCGACGGUGGCUCGCCCACCAAGGCGCUGCAGUUCCUCCUCAACGCCACCGCGCACGGCAAGGGGCUGCUGGAGGAGGCUGCGUACUCUCAAGGCCUCCCCCUCAAGGGCAGAUCACUGGCGAGCACACCCACGUACUAUGGCAUCCGCGGCAUCGAGCGCACGGGGUUCUACGGGUGGUUUGGGCUCAUGCUGGCAGUGCAGCGCCAGCCUGUCAUUGUGCACAUCGAGGCGUCCGCACCCUCCUUCCAAGACUACGAUGGGAGCGACAAAUACGCUGAUGAGGAGUGUUUCACAGAGCAUCUCAACCAUGCGGUGUUGGUAGUGGGCUAUCUGGUAUCUGGAGUCGACCCUGCUAAGCCCGACCUGCCGCCGCCCUUCUGGGUCAUCCGCAACUCAUGGGGCACAGGGUGGGGCGACCAGGGCCACAUGCGCAUGGACAUUCGCAGUGGCGACGGCAUCUGCGGCAUCAACACUCUCCCGGGCCUCUUCCCUGUCGUCAGAAGCAAUGCGGAUCAGUGUGGGUCGCGGUCAUUCAAGGACUCGGUUAUGGGCGCCGCAUUCAACCCAUGUGGGCAGUACCCGUGCAGCAAGAAGGGCACCAGCAAUCGCUGCAUGUGCUCUGAUGCGCACUUCACUCAAGUCAAGAACACCGAUGGGUCGUACACCUGUGCCUAUGUGGAUGUGUGUGGGUCCAGCAGUCACAACCCGUGUGUGGUGGGCACGUGUGUGAACGAUGGCAAGGGCAGCUACUCCUGUGUGUGUCCAUGGGGCUUCAUUCAAGGCACCAUGGUCGGUGGAGGCUUCUCAUGCACUCCUGGUCAGGCGCAGGGCAAGUACAAAGUGUUAGCGGACAACAUCAUGUGCUCGCACAUCACAGCUGUCUUCAGCCUCUCACUCACAAGAUUCCUGCUGCUCAACAAGGGAGUUUCAUGUGGCAAGCCCCUACGCAUCAACACCGAGGUCUAUGUGAUCCCCAGCGUCCGUGACUGCAGUGUCUUCUACAGCACCAACGCAGGCGACUCGUGCAUGGGGGUGGCGCGGCAGGUGGAGCUGUGUGGGGCGGCGGCGGCGGAUGCGGAGUGUGAGGCGGCAUUUCAGGCGCUCAACCCCGCUGUGGACUGCUCCUCCCUGAGGCCCUCCCAGGCUGUGUGCAUGGAGAGGGACCCCGCCAAGGCAAACCGCAUAGCAGUGUGUGAGGAGUACCACCGGCCGUGGGCAAACGACACGUGUGACAGCAUCAGGAACACGGCCGUACCUCCGCUCAACCCCAUGGAGCUGUACCGGCUCAACCCCGGCAUCAAGUGCAACCAGCCCAUUCCAGCAAAGAACUUUGAGUUCCAGCGGCCCCUUGAGCGGGAGAUACUGGUAGGCGUGUAUUCAUGGCAUGGCAUGUACAGACACUAUUGCAGAUGUUCGUACUCAUCUCUUUAUUCCAAGUGA